Messenger RNA from Papilio xuthus (Asian swallowtail), 923 nucleotides. RefSeq names its product calcium and integrin-binding protein 1. Gene Ontology annotation, molecular function: magnesium ion binding; calcium ion binding. The coding region runs from base 245 to 823 and encodes 192 amino acids. NCBI's taxonomy places the organism in Eukaryota, Metazoa, Arthropoda, Insecta, Lepidoptera, Papilionidae. The transcript has 5 exons. The record is from RefSeq and is a predicted model, not a curated record.
UAGAUGAUUAUUAGUAUAGGAAAAUACAUUAACAACCAAAGACCUAGAUCCUUCAUUUUUAGUGUGUUCAACUAAAUAUGUAUAUAACUUGAAUACAAGUGUAAUAUCUAAUCGAAUUCCUAUUAAUCAUCAUAAUAAUCAUCCGUAGUAAUUGCUGAUAAGAUUUGCGAUACGUAGCGUUAAUAGUUGUUGAGCUCCUAAGUAAACGCGAGCAUUUUUUUGUUCUUUUUUGGUGUAAACAAAUAUGGGCAUCGGACAAUCGUAUCCCGGUUUAACAGAAGAUGUCUUAGAAGAUUAUACGACUUUAACAUAUUUAAAUAAAGGUGAAAUUCUAUAUUUAAUGAAAAAGUUCUAUUCUAUAGAUCCAGAUAAAAUUCGGGAUAAUUAUCAUCACAGAUUUGAAAAGGACGUUAUUAUCAAGAAGUUUGAUGUUUUACAGAAUAACCCGUUCCAGGACCGCAUUUUUCAUGUAUUCUCAUCUAAAAACGACGAUUGUUUCUCGUUUGAAGAUUUGUUAGACCUGUGCUCGGCGAUGAGUGCCGAGUGCCCUACAGAGGUAAAAGCGGCCUGGGCGUUUAGAAUAUUUGAUCUAGAUGACGAUGGUCAAAUAUCAACGGGGGAUAUAAGUGAAAUUCUUGAUCGUUUAACGGGGUGCUCGAAGGACCAUUUUUACCGACUCGAUAAUGAAUCAAAAACGAAGAUUGCUCAAGUUAUACUUGACGAAAUCAAGCUGGACAAUACAGGCGGUAUAGGUUUGAACGAGUUCAAAAUCAUCAUGUCGCGAAUCCCUGAAUUUCACUCAACUUUUUACUUCAGAGUAUAAACGUAUCUUAUGUAUGUUUUUGUAUUAUCUUUCUUAACUUUUUAUCUUAUAAAAGUGUGAUAUCUUUCUAAAACAUAUGUAAGUUUGUAUAAAGAAAAUG